GAAACAACUCAACGGAUUUUGGCAGCUAGAAGGAUGAAAACCUUGAGUAAACUAAAAGAUCGAACGUCUGGUGCAAAAUCAACGGAGAGUGCCUGUCAUCUUGUGACUUCUACUUUACGUGAUAGUAAUGAUGGAGAUAUCCCUUUUUCCUUGGUGUACGUCGUUGCUAAUCACAAUAAAAGUGGUGAAACGGCGAUCCUAAUGUCCACAACUUUCGAUGAAGGUCUCGAAUCGGCGAAUGACGAUCAUGGUGAAAUUAGUGAAUUGGUUUUUGUUAAAGGAAAAUCAACAAGAAAAUUACCAAAUUUCUUGCUAGACACCUCCGAGAUGAUAAAUAUUAUAGAUGGUGAAAAUAAUGUAAAUCAUGAGACAUCCGGUCGUCAAACACUGUCUACCUCGAUUGCUGAUGCGAAUGACUUUAACACAUCUUCGUGGCCAAUAACGCAAGUUCAAAAAUCAAAUACGCAUUCAAUAGUUACAUUAAAAAACGGCACCCGGGCAAUCCUCUUUCCGGUUUACACAUCUUCCAUGGGAAAGAUGUUAUUAAUUGCCAUAAUUAUUUUUGGCCUGAAUCAACGACGCGCACUCGAUCAAGGGCACUUGUCAUUCUUACAGCUUGUUGUUUGUCACGUGAGUCGAAGCUUAACACACGGUCGAUCACGCGAAGAGGAGAGAAAACAGGUCGAAGCUUUAAGGGAUUUAAAUAAUGAAAAGAUAACGUUUUUCCGAAACAUAAAUCAUAAAUUAAGAACGCCUUUGACACUUAUACUUUCACCGCUUGAAGAAAUAAUCAACAACGUCUCUCUGGACCCGUCGAUCCUUUCCAAUCUACGAAUGAUCAAUCGCAAUGCUUGCCGACUGCUUGAAUUUGUGAAUAACUUGCAACAGUUUUCACAAGUAGACACGAGCACGCUAGGAUCCAAAUUCAAAGAGAUUGAUGUCAUAAAAUGUACCCACGAGUUAACCUCAAAUUUCGAAAGCGUAGCAAAAUUGUUAAAACUCGAUUAUUCCAUCCAAUUACCGAGCCACGAGGAACUUUACGGCAAAUUGAAGAACAAAGUAUUUCUGGACAAGGAAAUGUAUGAAAAGAUUUUACUCAAUUUAC
Acaulospora morrowiae is the source of this 1105-nucleotide messenger RNA. NCBI's taxonomy places the organism in Eukaryota, Fungi, Glomeromycota, Glomeromycetes, Diversisporales, Acaulosporaceae. The record is from the annotation of a GenBank genome assembly.